This is a messenger RNA of Leguminivora glycinivorella, 1874 nucleotides long. Its product is annotated as enoyl-CoA delta isomerase 1, mitochondrial-like. Gene Ontology annotation, molecular function: enoyl-CoA hydratase activity. The coding region runs from base 129 to 974 and encodes 281 amino acids. Lineage: Eukaryota; Metazoa; Arthropoda; Insecta; Lepidoptera; Tortricidae. The record is from RefSeq and is a predicted model, not a curated record. The transcript is spliced from 5 exons. Gene Ontology annotation, cellular component: mitochondrion. Gene Ontology annotation, biological process: fatty acid beta-oxidation.
GUCAAAAACUUUCUUGACAGUUCAUAAAGUUUGAGCAAUUUCAGAUAAACGCCUUUGGGUCGCCACAAGAUAGAAGUCCAAGGUUCAAACAAAUUUCAAUUUUAUUAUUCAAUAAAAUUUAAAUAAGAAUGUUUCCUUUGAGGCAACUGGCCAGGCAUGCUACCAGGGUUUUGCCAGCAUGCCGGCCUAUGUCAGCAUCAGCUGGCCCGAUGGUGGAUGUGGCUGACGACGGGGGUAUCGCUGUGAUGACGCUACAGCGAGCACCGGUCAACAGCCUCAACCUGGACCUACUGCAAGCCAUGAGUAAAGCACUUGACGAUGUGGCCAAAAACAAACCCAGAGGCAUGAUUUUGACUUCAGCAUCUCCAACAGUAUUUUCAGCAGGUCUGGACAUUAUGGAGAUGUACAAACCUGAUUUAAAAAGGGCAGAGCAGUUUUGGACAACUCUACAAGAAGUAUGGAUUAAGCUGUUUGGUUUCAAGUUUGCCACUGCUGCUGCUAUUAAUGGCCACGCUCCAGCCGGAGGUUGUCUCUUAGCCAUGUCCUGCGAGUACCGAGCCAUGGUGAGCGGCAAGUACACCAUAGGGCUAAACGAGACGGCCCUGGGCAUCGUGGCCCCACUCUGGUUCAUGGAUACUAUGUGCCACACCAUUCGGACGAGGGAUGCUGAGCUGGCUCUUACGACAGCCAAGCUAUUUACUGUAGAGGAGGCUUUGAAGGUUGGUAUGAUUGACGAGGCAGCUUCUGACAAAGCUGAUGCCAUAGACAAAUGCAAGAAAUUCAUCAAGAAGUUCGACAGGACCCCACCGCUAGCCCGCACAAUGACUAAGCUCAAAAUCAGGCAGAGACCGCUAACCCACAUGCAGAAGAUCCGACAGGCAGACACGCAGGAGUUCCUUGCUUUCCUGCAGAACCCGCAGGUGCAGCAGUCGUUGGAAAUGUACAUCCAGAGCUUGAAGGCGAAGGCCAAGUAAAUAUUUAGAACAUAGAAUUUUGUUAAGUAGUAAAUUUAUCUAUCAUAGCUACCUAACCUUUGUUGCGUUUGCGCAACAUUUUAUUCUAUUAUGUGUCUUUUGAGUUACUGAUUUUAUUCUGGUUUUACAUGAGUUACAGUUAAUAGUUAUGAAGAUGCCUUUAGAAAUAUCUUUAUUAAGAAUUUUAAUAUGGUACCUUUUAACGAAAGUGUUACAUUUCUCUACUGCCAAUAUCUUUAUUUACAAAAUUUUUAGCCCCAGUGUGUCUGAUAGUAUGAUAAGUAAUACAAAUUUGUAAAGACUAAAAAAGGCACUUUUGUGCGUAUUCUAUAGGAUAAAAUAUAUAAAUGUUAUAAAUCAGAUAAUUUUUAUAAAAAUGUAUUUUUGAUUAGUGAGAGUUUUAAAACGUUAAAAUAUGUAACUUUUUAAGUGUGUCUCUGAUUGUCUGUAUGUAUGAACUUAAUUAUUGUAUAGCUCUGCGGGCGUCGGACACUAGUGUGAUAAACCUUAUGGCUUCAGUAUGUCCCUUACAAAUAGUGCGAAAAAGACUGCCUGACGUGAUAUGCUUUCCCACCUGGCAGGCAAGCACGUUCGCGUGAUAAACGAUAUAACGUUUGAUCCUCCUUUUCGCACUAUUUGUAAGUGUGAUAGGGAUGCACCGAUAUAAUGCAAUGCCAUAAAGUUUAUCAACUAGUGUGCUACGCCAGCUAGUUUCCUUAGAUAAUAGUGUCGUCAUGUAGCAGCCGUAUCCAUACUUCGUACUAGUGGGUAGGUACUCACCAUAUGACGGCACAUACAUCUAGGAAACUUGAGCAUAUGGCGCCGGUUUCAAUCGCUUCUCACCAUUUUACACACCUACAUACAUCAUGUAAUUAUUUUAAUAUAAUUUGUUCAAAACAA